Messenger RNA from Hypoxylon fragiforme, 1715 nucleotides. Its product is annotated as peroxisomal biogenesis factor 11. Gene Ontology annotation, cellular component: peroxisomal membrane. Bases 375 to 1097 code for a protein of 240 amino acids. Gene Ontology annotation, biological process: peroxisome fission; regulation of peroxisome size. Lineage: Eukaryota; Fungi; Ascomycota; Sordariomycetes; Xylariales; Hypoxylaceae. The record is from RefSeq and is a predicted model, not a curated record. The transcript has 2 exons.
UGGGGUGUCUUUUUUCCUUUUACUCUCUUUUUCUUAAUAGCAUCGCUUUUAUUACUUUCCACUACGCUCCCUUUCAAACUCAAUUCCGGAUCUUAUCAUCGAAUCGAAUUUCGGUGAACUCACUACAAAAGAGCCUACUACCCCGAUUUCAUUGCUCCCCUCCGGCCCGAUUCAAUUUCAAACCGAGUCGAUCGAUCGAUUGAUCCACAGCCUCCGUACAGGCUUAGCCACGUUACGUUUUUAUUCUACCCCAUUGAUCGGUACGCUCGAGUCUGCGAAACCCGCCCCGACUUCCGAGGAGGAGACAAAGUAGACUGGAAAGAGAAAGUUAGCAAGGAAAAGGAAGGAACCAAAGAAAGAUAAUCUCAGUCAAAAUGGUCGCCGAUACCCUCGUCUACCACCCGUCGGUGGCGCACUACCUCAAGUUCGUUGCGACGACGGUCGGCCGCGACAAGCUGCUGCGCACGGUGCAGUACUUUGCGCGGUUCUACGCGUGGUACCUGUUGCGGACGAACGGGACGCGCGCCGAGAUCGCCCCCUUCGAGGCCAUCAAGAAGCAGUUCGGCCUCGUGCGCAAGAUCCUGCGCUUCGGCAAGAACGUCGAGCACUUCAAGGCGGCCGCCAUUGCCGCCGACUCGGUCAAGACGGCCGUCGGCGUCGGCGCCGAUCCCGUCCUGCGCUACACUGCGGUCGGCCGCCAGCUCGGCUACGCGGGAUACCUCACCCUGGACGCGACCACGGUGCUCGACGCCAUGGGUGCCAGACCGUGGGCGGGCGCCAAGCGCGCCCAGAAGGAGGCCUACCGGUUCUGGGCCAUGGGAUUGCUGUCCAGCGUGGUCGCGCAGCUGUACACCCUGUACCGGCUCCGGGAGCGCGAGGCCAAGGUCGAUCUGAAGGAGGGUGAGGGCGUGGUUGAGAGCAAGAGAAUUGCCUUGGAGAGAGCUGCGAGCCAAUUGCAACUCACGUCAGACCUCUGUGAUCUCACAGUCCCCACGUCGGCACUGGGCUGGAUCGGCUUCGACGAUGGCUUUGUUGGCUUGGCGGGAACUCUGAGUAGUUUGAUCGGCGUGUAUAUGCAAUGGAAGAAGACGGCGUGAACGGGCAGGGGAGAAUACUGACAGAGCCGUGGACUAGUUUCCUGAGAGGCCUGUAGGAGAAUAUGUAUAGGGGUGUGUGUGUGUUUGCGCGCGCAUUGUGGUAGGAGCACCUAGACUUUGGCAACAUUUUGUUCGUUCAUGUUUAGGAGCUUCGAAGCAAAGGAUGGGUGUAAUCACACAUUAACCUACAUUGAUGUUAUACAGUACAUUGCCUCGUGGCCCAGCUAACAGGGACAAGUCACACAGUUAAUGUACAAAUGUGGGAGUCAGUUGGGAGUUCAUGUUGAUUUCCUUAUACCUACGACUAGAUCAUUGAGAUUAUUAUUUCACUACGUAUCUGCCUACUUAGACAAGAUGGAGGGAGAGGGAUAAUGAAAGAGAGAGAGAGAGAGAGAUGGUGAUGGUGAUGGUGAUGGUGAUAGUGGGGAGGAAGGAGUUGUUAGAUUACCCCAAUAAGUGAGAAGAAGAAGUUGCUCUAUCAAGUACUAGGUAGUCAGUUAAAUUUCUUUGAAACGUUUACGUAACAUUGCUCGUACGGUUUAACGUUCACAGGGAUAUUCCUAUUCCGUACCUACAUAAGUUUGUUUGGACUGAAAAGCUUCAAUUUUCCUAGCUAAA